Larimichthys crocea (large yellow croaker) is the source of this 3287-nucleotide messenger RNA. It is a transcript of the gene cchcr1, whose product is annotated as coiled-coil alpha-helical rod protein 1. NCBI's taxonomy places the organism in Eukaryota, Metazoa, Chordata, Actinopteri, Sciaenidae. Gene Ontology annotation, biological process: protein export from nucleus; cell differentiation. The transcript has 19 exons. Gene Ontology annotation, cellular component: centriole. The record is from RefSeq and is a predicted model, not a curated record. Bases 135 to 2735 code for a protein of 866 amino acids.
CCGCUGUAAACCGUUACUAAGGCAACGACGUAUGACGUGACCCGCGGGAGAACAAACGUUCAGGGAGAGCACACAAACAAAACUCUGCACUGUUUUCCUCUUAAAUUUAGUUUAUUUGGUGAUAUUUUUUGAACAUGGAGAGACACAACUCGGGGAGAGAAAGGCUCAUAGUUCCCACUGACUUUACCUCACCAGCGGGUUCAAGGAAUAUCCAAGAAGACCUGGUACCCCCAUCCCAUUUCACAUCGAGUGUCCAGCCCGCUGCAACACAGAGAGGUGUUCAAAUCCCACGGACAACACCACCCACCUCCUGGUUAACGCCAGGUGUUACCUCGGUACCACCAAGGGAUCCCAGUCCUGCCGAUCCAUGGCUCGCUAUCACUCAGACCCAGCAGGAAAUCUUGGAGCUGAGGAAGGAAAAUCAGAAGCUCAUGAGGUUACAAGGACAUAGUACAAGAGAAAGGAUGCCUGUGGAGCACCCGUCAGACCUAAGAUGUGCAGACAGGAGAGAGCAGUGGUCGAGAUGGGAGUCAGAGUGGCGUCUCGAGGCAGAGAAGCACAAAGCUGAAGCUGAGAGGUUGAAGGGUCAGGUGGAGGCCCUCAAGGAGUCUGCAGGAAGACACAGAGAAGAGAUGAGACACAGAGACAGCAUCGUGAACAGACAGAGCCAUGAGUUGGAAGCAAUGCGUGAAGAGCUAUGUAAAGCUAAGACUGAACUGAGCCAAAUCAGAGAGGGGCUCACUCAGAGCAGUACGCAGAAAGAGAAAAUAAGCUCACAGCUUGAACGACUAAAGGGAGAAUCUGAUGAAGAAAUUGCAAAACUGAGGAGAGAUGUAGAGAGGAGCAAAGAGGAGAUCCAGGAGCUCGUUCUGAAGGCUGAAAUGGGCAGGUUACAGGCUGAGGAGGAGGCCAAACAGCAGACACUUAGACUGUCAGAACAACUGGAAGAAAUGCACAAGAAGCAGGAGGAGGAGCUGCAACAGUUGAAUGCCUCCCACUGUGCAGAGUUAAGUGCAGCCAGGAAAACAAACAACGAACUACAAGACAGACUUCAGUCAAGGACCUCAGAAGUGCUGCAGCUAAAAAGUACUCUGAUGGAGGUGUCUACUGAGAGAGAUGGCCUGAAAGAGCAUUUAAGCCAAAUGGGACAAGCUUUUGAGACACAAUCAGCAACACUGCACAGCCUCCGAAAUUACAUCGGCCAGCUCGCCCCAGAGAAAGGAGAGAAGGAACGAUUAAAUGACGCUGUUGAGAGGCUGAACAAAGAGAAAGCAGCUCUUCAGAUGACCACAGAGCUUUUGACUGUCAGGCUGAACUCUGUGAAUGAGAUACUCACACUCCAAGAGGAGAGAAUGGUGAAGAAGACCUCAACAGACCCACUUAUGAAGAAUGGAUCCGAAGGCCUUCAAGUGCUUCAGCUCUGGAGAGAGAAAGUGUUCAAGUUGUGUGUCCAGCUUCGCUCAAAGGACAUUGAACUGAGAGGAGAGAAGGACACACUUCUUUCAAAAGUCAGAUCCAUGGAGCAGCAGCUUCAGCAGGAGCAGCACCGGGCGAGCGUGUUCCAGCACAGUCUAGAUGACAGGAUAGCUGAGCUGGACCUAGAGAGAGUGAAAAAGGAGACACUAGAACAGGAUUUGGUCCAGGCUCGCAAGGAAAAUUCACAGCUGAAGUCACUGACUGAAAAAGCAGAGGCGGAGCUCAGUACCCUCACAGAAGCAGUGCAAAGGUUCAGUCUGGCGUUUGGAGGCAAGGUGGCAGACGUGGAUGCAGCUCAAACGAGGCUCAACACUUUAACCCAGAGGCUAACAUUCGCUAAAAGACGAGUGGAGACGAUCCAAGGUUUGAUCAUGAGGAGGGUCGCUCUGCAGAAAGUUCAGCAGGCCAGUAAACACGUAGAACAGACUGCAGACAGCAUCACAAAUCUCCAGACAGAGCUUAGUUUGGUGUGUGAAGAGAGAGACAAGCUCACACAGGAGCUCAAAAGAACCCCAGAGCUCAUCGAUAAAACUCUGGCCGAUCUCAAAGAACAGUACGAGAGCACACUGAGGCAGCAGCAGCAGCAGCUGGAGCAGAGCUGGGUGGAGGUCCGACAGGCGGUGGCUGGCAGAGAGGAGGCCGAGCAGAGUCUGCAGCAGAUCCAGGCCCAGCUGGAGGAGAGCAGAGUCAACCUGGAGAAACUCCGCUCUGAGCUGCUCAGCCAGCAGGAGCACAGCGAGCGCGCUCUGCAGGAGAGAGUGUCUGAGAUCAAGGACAGCUGUGCUGAGAAGCUGAGAGAGAUGGAGUUUCAAGUCAAUACUGCCAAGAGAGAGCACACCAAAGCAGUUAUGACUUUGCGGCUGUUUGAGAAAGAGGCAGCAAGGAAACAGGAUGAGAUGAAAGAAACUCAACAUUUGGGGAGCGAACACAGAAAAAGUGAAGUCCAGAAUAAACAACUGAAGGAGACUGAGAAAGACAAAAACCUACUGCUGGUCACUGUUGCAGAGAGAGGGCUGACAAGUGCUCACACAGGAGGACUACAGAACUCUGCUGCUCCCAGGGAACAUCCUGCAAAACCUUCAGAGACGAGUCGCCAUGUGGGAGCGAAAACACAACUACCUGCAGGCGAGAGACUGCUGUCUGUUUUGGAGGAGCUCCACUCUCUCAGUGCUGCUGUGGUAAACAGCUCUGAGGACUCUGCGGAGGAGGAUGGACAGGGUGACAGCGUGGGACCGUCCACAGGCGGUCCUCACAGCUGAUACCUGACGACGAUGAUUCACUGGAGCCCCUGAACACACCUUUAAUUUGUACAAAAGGUGGGCAGUGUUGGUGCGUUAAGAGCCAAAGAAAAUUCAGUCAGUCAUGCUACAGUAGUGGGUGUAUGAGAAGAAGAAGAAGAAGAAUCUGUGCUUAAAUUUAAAUUCUUUCAAAUUCUUCGUCUCUGUCAGUCUCCAGGAUGCGCUGUACUAAUAUUUGUAAAAUCUGCACAAGCACUCCGUAAACCGAAGUGGAAUAAAAGGUUUAAAUAUUUACGUGAAUGUGUAGAGUUUCAGAAUAAUCUAGUUUUUCAUUCUCUUGCUUGAACUAAAUCAUCACACCAAGCCUUUUACUUAUUUUAGGGUAAUUGACCCCGAAUAGUUUGAACUGUGCCCAUUGAACCAAUGAUCACAAUCACACUUUGGCAACAGAUGUGUGAAGACAAGUCCAAAAUAGAGACUAUAUUUUUAUGUGGGAUAAAACAAUAGAAUUUACACUCAUGUAAAACAGCUGAACAGAUGGUAAAGACUUCAGCAAAUGCAAAUAUGUGAGCU